Molecule: messenger RNA, 1678 nt
Organism: Ceutorhynchus assimilis (cabbage seed weevil)
Lineage: Eukaryota; Metazoa; Arthropoda; Insecta; Coleoptera; Curculionidae
Source: the annotation of a GenBank genome assembly
CCAACCAAAUCAAAACAAAACAAAUCAAAACAACAUAACACAACUGAUAGAAAUUGGACUUGAAAAUUGUUGAUUUGGGCAUUGAUUUCCUUAUAAUAUGAAACCCAGGAGACAAAAUAAUUGUUGUCGUACAGAGUUAAGACAGAUUUAUGAUAGAAAAUACAAGCCUGCUCUGCUUGAUCUGCCAAGGCCAACAUCUCAAUCAUUGAGUGAAUAUAAAAUAUAAACAAAUAAUUGAUUUAUGGCCGUUUGCACGGGUUCCCCUCAAAACUCACUCCUAUGUAAGUGUAACCUAAAUCUGAGGUGUACCCUAAUGAUUAUUUCCUAUCCCCUUGUCCAAAGUUUACCUAAGUGGUAGGCAAAAACUUCUUUAAAACGGCAACGUUUCAAAAUAUAGUACUAUCUAUAAUAUAGGAACAUAUUAUCAUGGUAUAGUAACUUUUUGUCAAAAUGUUUGGUCUAUGUAGUCAACCGACGUUUAUCAUUUUUGUGGCUUGAUCACGCUUGAUCUUCUUUGUGCAAUGUGCAUUGAAAAAAAUGAGUGAGGCCAAAAAAAGGGCGCCGAAUUUUUCGCCUAGAGAAAAAAACAUGUUACUAAACACUGUCUUCGCCUUUAAAGGGGUGAUUGAGAACAAGAAAACAGACUCUGUGACUUGGCGGCAGAAAGAUGAUGCAUGGGACCAAAUAGCAUCAUUAUUCAACUCUCAAACGCCAGAAAACCACCACAGAACGAAAGAUUCUUUGAGGAAAUUGUACGAGAAUAUUAAAAAAAAUGUGAGGAAAGAUGUGGCCUUUGAAAAAAGAGAGCAUAUCAAAACAGGAGGGGGUCCAGGUGAUGAACCCAUUUGGGAUGCUACUACAGAGCUAGCAUUGAGUAUUAUGAACCACAAAACUGUUAAUGGCCUACCAAAUCAAUAUGAUCUUGAUGCCCAGGACAAUGAAAUUCCAUGUCAGGCUAGGACAGCAAGCAGUAGUACUGCGACUGUAACAGAAAAUGAGGACAUUGACCAUUCUGUCAGUCCAGGUCUAGCACCAAUCAUUUUCGAUGUGUGUAAAGACAUUCCUUCUCCAGGACCUUCAACAUCAAAGCCUGCCAUAUCACCUAGAGCAUCAGGAUCCAGAAAGGAUGAUUUUGAGCCUCCUUGCCCUGAAACCAAAGCAAGUAUAAUUCCUCCAUUAACUCCAAGCAAUAAUAUUUUGAAUACUAAUUGGGGUGAUUUUUCUGCGAUAAAGUUACAGGCUCCAGUAGCAGCCCAAUUAAAGCAAGGUUGUACCAAAAGAAGGAGGCCCAAUAUGGGGCAGCUAUCUUCAAGCCAAUUAACUGAUGAAUACGUGAAGCUUGGUCAAAUAAAAAUGGAAUAUUUUGAAGCUGAGAAAAAAAAUGCUGCAAGGCAUAAUGAGAGACAAGAGGAACUUUUUCAACUGCAAAAAAGGAAACUAAAUCUUGAAAUUGCCAUAAAAGAAGAAGAACUAAAAAAAAUUAAAAACGGCAAUUAGUUUUUCAAUUAAGAUAUUUCACUAGACUAGUGUAAAAAUAACAAUUAAAUUGUAAAUUUUUUUUUUAUAGGAAUACAAUAUUAUGUAGUUUGUAUUACAUAAUAUAUUAUAGUUAGUUUUACAUUAGAUUGAUUAGCUAUAGGUGAGUAAAGUCCGUGGCAUAGGUAGUUCUUGAGCUACA